GGGUUGACACUCGAUCAUUCUGGAAUAAUUCUGGGUUAAUUCUGGAAUGAACGGAAUGACGAUGAUGAUUCUAGCAAAAAUGAUCAAGUGCGGGUAAGAGUGUAACUGUCAUAAUAUUUAUCUUUUCAAACCAAAACAUGUUGCGGUGCUCUGCAGCAUUGGGUAGGACAACAGAACCGGCGGUUGUGCUGUACUGUUUCGGUGCGUUCGGUGCCGGCGACAUCCAGAGCAACGGCCGGAUUGGCCUUCACUGGAAUCUGACCGAGCUGCAAAAUCCAGGUGUUGGCUACAAGACGAGUAUCUUAGAUGGACCAGCUACGUACCGGCGAGGCCAACGUGCUGAUUAUUCCGGUGGAGGUUGGCUAGUGAAUCCAAGGGCAGGCUCGAAUGCGGAACUGAAUCUGUUGGGGGACUUUUUUGGGCCGUCGAUAGCGAGGGAAGCGACUGAACUGUGGUAGCGGAGAUCCCUCGGACGAGUCGGAAGAGGAGCUCGUGAGGUGGCUGAUGCCGACGGGCAGGACUUUUUCGGUGAUAUGAAGAUCAACAAGGAGGAUGAGCGGGAGAUGUUUCAAAACAAGUGCGAUAUUUUUUGUGAGAUGAGUUGAAUUAAUGGAAUAAUUAACGUUUUUGUUUUAAAUCUAGGAACGGCGUAAAGACAUGCAUGCCAGCCGAGAUCGUUAUGGACUAAAUCACCGAAAAACAAACGGGAAUUCAGACGCAGUUUUCCUACAAUGGUUCGCUCAAGAUGGAAGAUUUCGACUAAUGGAUUCUAGAAAUAUAUAAAGCUCCUGCGACGUGCUGAGGCGCUACCUAAGUGGGCGUGUUACGAAUCUUUUCAAUACGGAAUCACACAACUUAUGUGCAGCUGCCAUGUUCCAAGCGAAUUGGACAUUUUCCGGCCGCACCCAGUACAUUUCCCAACGGUUCUAAAAUUUGCCGCGCGUUUUCCACGGCCUGGCCAAGUACAACACAACUUCUCUCCGUACAAGAUUUUUAAGUGAGACUUAUUCAAACUGGCCGCCCAGUCGAAGGCCAUUAUCCUGCCGCUGCGAGAGUCUGGCGAUUGAACGAUCCGCGAGGCCAUCAUCUUAGGCAGUCACCUUCAGCUCGACGAACAUUCCGGUACUUCAGUGUUCACACCUCAGACAGUAAUUUCGUGGACCAGUUCCGCAAUUGCCUGGUCAACUUGCUGGUCGUU
Culex quinquefasciatus (southern house mosquito) is the source of this 1198-nucleotide messenger RNA. RefSeq lists its product as uncharacterized. The record is from RefSeq and is a predicted model, not a curated record. The coding region runs from base 138 to 458 and encodes 106 amino acids. The transcript has 2 exons. NCBI's taxonomy places the organism in Eukaryota, Metazoa, Arthropoda, Insecta, Diptera, Culicidae.